AUAGAUACGGAUAACUUCAUCACAGACUCGUGUGCCUCUCCUCUAUAUAAGUUACAUACUCCCAACACUCCCCUCUCUAUCUAUAUAGUCAGGCCUUGAUAGUUGAUAGCCUCACUCACAGCCAACAGCCCGCAGGAGAAGAUGGAAUCGGAGAAGGCGGUGGAAACUGCCAUGGUCGGCAACUAUGUAGAAAUGGAGAGCGAAGGAAAGCCCAGGACCAUCAAAUCCAGGCUGUCCAAGCUCUUGUGGCACGGCGGUUCUGUUUACGAUGCAUGGUUCAGCUGUGCUUCCAACCAGGUGGCUCAAGUGCUGCUUACGCUGCCUUACUCAUUUUCCCAGCUGGGAAUGCUGUCCGGCGUACUUUUUCAACUCUUCUACGGCUUGCUGGGCGGCUGGACCGCCUACCUCAUCAGCAUCCUCUACAUUGAAUACAGAACCAGAAAAGCGCGAGAGAAAGUCGAUUUCAGGAACCAUGUCAUCCAGUGGUUCGAAGUUCUUGAUGGACUGCUUGGAAAGCACUGGAGAAACGUGGGCCUGGCAUUUAACUGCACUUUCCUACUGUUCGGAUCUGUCAUCCAGCUGAUCGCCUGCGCAAGCAACAUAUACUACAUAAACGACAAGCUGGACAAAAGGACGUGGACUUACAUAUUCGGAGCGUGCUGUGCCACCAGCGUGUUCAUUCCUUCGUUUCACAAUUACAGAAUCUGGUCCUUCUUGGGUCUCCUCAUGACCACUUACACUGCCUGGUACCUCACCGUCGCUUCUCUUCUCCACGGCCAGGUGGAAGGGGUGAGGCAUUCGGGUCCCACCAAGCUGGUACUUUACUUCACGGGGGCCACCAACAUUCUCUACACAUUCGGGGGACAUGCUGUUACAGUGGAGAUAAUGCACGCGAUGUGGAAGCCGGAGAAGUUCAAGAGCAUAUACUUAUUGGCAACGGCGUAUGUGCUGACGCUGACGCUUCCGUCGGCUGCGGCAGUUUACUGGGCCUUCGGCGACCUGCUCUUGGAUCACUCCAACGCCUUCUCUCUGCUUCCCCGAUCGGCCUUCCGAGAUGCCGCCGUGAUACUGAUGCUGAUCCACCAGUUCAUAACCUUCGGCUUCGCCAGCACGCCUCUCUACUUGGUGUGGGAGAAAGCCAUCGGCAUGCACUCCUCCACCAGCCUCUGCAAGCGAGCCGCCGUCAGAUUGCCCGUCGUUAUCCCCAUUUGGUUCUUGGCCAUCAUCUUCCCUUUCUUCGGUCCCAUCAAUUCCACCGUCGGAUCCCUCCUUGUCAGCUUCACCGUCUACAUCAUCCCCGCUCUGGCCCACAUCUUCACCUUCCUCUCCCCUUCUUCCCGACAGAAUGCGGUGGAGCAGCCCCCAAAGUUCGUCGGAAGGUGGGUGGGAACGUUCACGAUCAACGUGAUAGUGGUAGUGUGGGUGAUGGUGGUAGGGUUUGGAUUCGGUGGGUGGGCGAGCAUGGUUAAUUUCAUACACCAGAUCGACACCUUCGGCCUCUUCACCAAAUGCUAUCAGUGCCCCAUCCCUUCGUCACUACCCGCGCGGCCGCCGCCGCCGCCGCAGCUAAUUUUCAAUGCCACCGCGCCCGCGCCCUCGCCGGCUCUUCACCCUCCCCAUCGAUCAACUUCCUCCCCGUUGAUAUAUACGUAGAUGCAUAUCAUGAAUGCCGCCCAUUUGGCCGCCUGCUAAACAAAUUUAUGUAUUUUUUGCUUCUUCGGUGCUGUCUGUCUCUUGUAGAGUCUUUUUUGGUGAAUUGACUCCAGGACUUCAUUUCUCAUCAUUCAUUUCUCGUCCCUUGUUACCAUGUCAUAUUUUCAUAAUCCAAAAAUGCUCCUCCCCAAAUAAAGCCAACAUCAUUUCUCUC
This is a messenger RNA of Prosopis cineraria, 1867 nucleotides long. Its product is annotated as auxin transporter-like protein 5. Bases 142 to 1653 code for a protein of 503 amino acids. NCBI's taxonomy places the organism in Eukaryota, Viridiplantae, Streptophyta, Magnoliopsida, Fabales, Fabaceae. Gene Ontology annotation, cellular component: plasma membrane. The transcript is spliced from 7 exons. The record is from RefSeq and is a predicted model, not a curated record.